AUGAAUACGAAAGCAAGAAGGACAAUCCAAAAUGGACAGAUUCCGCACAUCGGGAUCAUAGGUGCUGGCCUGGCCGGCCUGCGUUGUGCAGAUGUAUUGCUUGAGCACGGCUUCCAGGUAACCAUCCUCGAAGGCCGCGACAGGAUAGGUGGCCGCCUGUACCAAGACCGCCUAGCCAAUGGUGUGACAGUUGAUGUAGGCCCGAACUGGGUACACGGCACUGACAAUAACUCUAUCUUGGACAUCGCUAAGGAGACGAAUACAGCCAUGGGGAGCUGGGACACAGGAUCGUACGUCUUCAACGAGGAUGGCGAAUUGUACAGCCUCAAAGAAGGCGAGCGGUACUCAGAGAUGAUGUGGGACAUUGUCCAGGCGGCAUUCAAGCACUCGAACAAGAACUCAGCCGAGAUCGACCCCAAUGAGAGCUUGCUAGACUUCUUCAAGGUGACAUUGAAAGAACUGAUACCCGAGUCUACGGAGAACUGGCAACGGAAAAGGGAAAUCGUGCUGCAGAUGGCCGACUUGUGGGGUGCGUUUGUGGGUAGUCCGGUCGAGAGACAGAGCUUGAAGUUCUUCUGGUUAGAGGAGUGUAUAGAAGGCGAGAAUCUCUACUGCGCCGGCACGUACGCGAAGAUUCUAGCCCAUAUCGCCGCACCGGCUCUCAAAGGUGCAACAAUCAACUACGACACCCUUGUUCACAGGAUACAUGCCCGAUCCUCUCCAGAAAAUCCGGUCAAAGCGACACUCUCCGACGGCACUCAGCUCUCGUUCGAUGAGCUCGUCGUCACCUGCCCCUUGGGCUGGCUACAGAAGAACCCGCAAGCCUUCGACCCAGCCCUCCCACCAAGCCUCACUAAAGCCAUCAAUAGCAUUAGCUACGGAUGUCUGGAAAAGGUCUACAUAUCCUUCCCCAAGGCAUUCUGGCUCACCCCAGACCCCAACAACGCGGGCCGGAAAGUCCAAGGCUUCGCCCAAUGGCUCUCCCCGCGGUUUGCACCGGACACGAACCCGGAGCGCUGGACGAUAGAGGUCGUGGAGCUGGCCUCCCUUGGCCCGGACGUCUCGCACCCAACGCUGCUUUUCUACAUCUACGGCGCGCAGUCGGCCCACAUCGUCAACACCGUCAAGUCGCUCUCGUCCGCACAGGAGAGGGACAAGUUCCUAUACGGAUUCUUCAGCCCUUACUACACCAAGCUGCCCAACUACUCGCCCGACUCCCCGGACUGCCAGCCCGUGUGCAGCUACGCGACCACCUGGCUGGCCGACGCCCUCGCCGGCAACGGCUCCUACAGCAACUUCCAGGUCGGGCUGCAGGAGGGCGACGAGGACAUCAAGACGAUGCGGGAGGGGUGGAAGGACCAGGGCGUGUGGCUGGCGGGCGAGCACACGUCGCCGUUCGUGGCGCUCGGCACGGCAACGGGCGCGUAUUGGAGCGGAGAGAGCGUGGGGAGGCAGCUGGCGGAGGGAUAUGGGCGGAGUGCAGUUGCUACAAGCAGCGGUAAUGAUCAUGAGGUCGCUCACGGGAGCGCUAGCUAG
Messenger RNA from Diaporthe amygdali, 1536 nucleotides. Its product is annotated as flavin containing amine oxidoreductase. Bases 1 to 1536 code for a protein of 511 amino acids. Gene Ontology annotation, molecular function: oxidoreductase activity. The transcript has 3 exons. The record is from RefSeq and is a predicted model, not a curated record. Lineage: Eukaryota; Fungi; Ascomycota; Sordariomycetes; Diaporthales; Diaporthaceae.